Messenger RNA from Plectropomus leopardus (leopard coralgrouper), 1564 nucleotides. Lineage: Eukaryota; Metazoa; Chordata; Actinopteri; Perciformes; Serranidae. The record is from RefSeq and is a predicted model, not a curated record.
UAAACGGACCAUAAUGGAGUUUGUGUGCUGAUGUUUCAGUCGACAGACGACCAGCCGAGCGGUCUGACCUUCGUCAGGGAAAUCACCGACAGGAUCAUGGAUCUGGUCGGCAGGAGGAGCGCCAACAGCACCAUCAUCAGCGCCAUCGCCGAGGUCCGGAUCCAGAGACGACAGAGCGGCGACCCCGACGACCGCCUCGUGCCCCUGCUGGUGUCCACCGUGAUCGCCGUCUGGGCGUUGGCGAUCGCCUCCAUGUUGCUGUGGUGCGUGAGAAGGCGGAGGAAGCAGAGCGCCCACACGGGAGUCAGCACGCAGUUGGCGGCGUCAUUGGCGCCGGCGGCCGAGGACAACAACGCACUCCACAACAGCGUCAGCGCCGCCCGCGAGCAGCUCAACCACAUCAAGAACCCCAUCGAGAAAAACCCCCCCAACCACCGAGACCACCACCUCCUCCUGCACCACCAUCUCUGCGAGGACAAGAACGCCGUCAACGCCAAGAUCCGGAGGUCGGACGCCGGUAGCCAAUCGGACGAGGACGAGAUGGACAAGAGGCUGCAGAAGGCGAGGUUUACCCGGGCGCCGCCGGCGUAUUCACUGGUGGACUGGGAGGAACGACCCCUCCAGCGUUCGACGGGCAAACCGCCGCACUGGACCAGCAAGCAGGACAACAGGCAGCUGCAGACGCAGAGCGCAAACAGGACGGAGUUUAUCGUGUAACCAGCGGGAUGAUUUCUGCUCGUUUUCUUUGUUCCCAGACGCGAUGUCAGGACCGAUUUUUGCUGUUUAAUUCACGACGCUGGUGCGAACGCUCCACGGCGGUUGGCUGGAUCUCCGAGCUUGUGGACGCCUUCGAACAGAAUCUGGACGACGCUAAAAGUUUCUUUGCUUCAUGAGCGAGUUUGUUCCCGAAUGUGCAGCUGCCUCGUCGUGCAGCUGCCUCGUCGUGCAGCAGCGGUCGACCAGUUUGGAGAUAUAUUUAUUUUUGCGGGAGUCAGUAUGAAGAAGAUGUGGAAUGUUUCUGUAUAGAUGUGUAAAUAACGUUUUAAUGAAUCCUUUUGUAUAUUUGAUUUAUUAAUUUAAUCGUCGAGAGAAAGUAUUUCCUUUUUUUUUAUUUAUGAGUUUUGUUUCAAGUUGAAAACGACGAUUUCUAGAUGGAAUUUUUUUUUAUAUUUUUCAACGCUAAAAGUGUUCUUGAGAGAAUUGUUUAUUUUUAGCCUUUUGGAUUUGGGCAUUUUUGUGCCUCAACUAAAUGUUUUGUACAUUGUUUGAUGCUGUUUUGUUGGUUUGUUUGACGAAUGUUCUGUUGUAAUUACUCUACAUGUAAGUAAAGUGUAAAUAUUUGCGUUGUACAUUUCUGCAAACCACGGAUAUGUUUACAUUUGUAUGCUAUUAUGUAGCAAAUAAAAAAUCCUACGUAAUCCAAAAAACAUCUUAAUAUCCGAGAAAUGUCCUAAAAUCUGAGAAACGUUAGGCAAUUCAAGAAAUGCUGUAAGUCCAGAAGGAGAAAAUCCAAGAAACAUCCAGAGAAUUGUCCUAAAAUCCAAGCAAUGUCCUGAAAUCCGUG